AGUGUAUAAUUCGCUAUUCGCUCAAAUCCAACGACAACGACGUACAAGCGCAAGCCACAAGCAAAAUACAUAACACAAAAGCAUUGAAGCAAACCGAGAGUGUUGAAGUAAAUUGUGUAGACGCUUUCCGCAUUUCGCUUAUAGAUAACUGUGAUUGAUAUUGUGGCUAUGGCAGACAACAAAGUUGUAAAAGAAGAGGAAAAUACGACCGAGAAACCGGCAAACCCCGACGAAGAAGGCCAGGUAACCAAGCAGGACGCACAUAAUGAGGAGGAUUAUGACCCGUACUACCCUCCGAUCGUGGAAUUGCCAGAAGUGCACGUUUACACAAAUGAGGAAAUGGAAGAAGUCAUGAUAAAAUUGCGAGCAAAGCUAUACAGGUACGAUUCAUCUUGUGUGCCACCUGAGUGGAAGGAACGAGGCACCGGUGAAGUCAAGCUGCUGAGAAAUCUGGACAAACCUGUAGUCAGGCUUGUUAUGAGAAGAGACAAAACUUUGAAAGUGUGUGCGAACCAUUUCAUCCGGCCAUGGAUGAAGCUUUCGCCAAACUGCGGGAGUGACAGAGCUUGGGUGUGGAGCGUGAACGUUGACUAUGCAGAUGAGGAGCCAAAACCGGAACUGCUUGCUAUCAAAUUUGCAAACGCUGCAGAUGCCACCAAGUGGUUUGAAAUGUUUGAGAAGGCCAAGGAAGUUGUUAAGGACGAUGAUGAAGGGGAUUCUGGAGGCAGCAGCGAAGACGAGGAAGAAAAAGAAGCCGAGGAAGUGAAAAAGAAAGAUGCGGCAGCCGAAGAAAAGGCUGAAAAUUUAGCCGAGGGCCUCCAGAGUAUGAAAGUCUAAGAACUUGCCUCUACUUUUGCACGCGAUCUCCAAUAUUUUGCAUUUUUAGACGUUUAUUUUAAUCCAAUAAAACAAGCAAUUCCAAAAA
Cloeon dipterum is the source of this 925-nucleotide messenger RNA. Its product is annotated as ran-specific GTPase-activating protein-like. NCBI's taxonomy places the organism in Eukaryota, Metazoa, Arthropoda, Insecta, Ephemeroptera, Baetidae. The transcript is spliced from 5 exons. Bases 169 to 837 code for a protein of 222 amino acids. Gene Ontology annotation, biological process: nucleocytoplasmic transport. The record is from RefSeq and is a predicted model, not a curated record. Gene Ontology annotation, cellular component: cytoplasm; nuclear pore. Gene Ontology annotation, molecular function: GTPase activator activity.